Molecule: messenger RNA, 2414 nt
Organism: Ictidomys tridecemlineatus (thirteen-lined ground squirrel)
Lineage: Eukaryota; Metazoa; Chordata; Mammalia; Rodentia; Sciuridae
Product: keratin, type II cytoskeletal 73
Biological process (GO): keratinization; intermediate filament organization
Cellular component (GO): keratin filament
Molecular function (GO): structural constituent of skin epidermis
Source: RefSeq, a predicted model, not a curated record
UGCCUCUGAUUUUUGCUGGAAGAAAAUGAUUUCUUGCUCCUAGGCAAACUAAACCCACAAAUUAGGGAAGUGACUGUCUCCUGAGCCCUAUAAAGAGGGAGACAAGAUCACAAGCUGGUGAACUGUCCCACAGCUAAGACUUAGCUUCUUCUUUGAGCUCUCUGGUCUCCCUAACAUGAGCCGCCAAUUCACCUGCAAGUCAGGAGCUGCCUCCAAGGGGGGUUUCAGUGGCUGCUCGGCAGUGCUCUCUGGGGUCAGCUCGUCCUCCUACAGAGCAGCGGGCAAAGGGCUUGGUGGGGGCUUCAGUAGUCGGAGCCUCUACAGCCUGGGGGGCGGCCGGAGCAUGUCCUUCAACGUGUCCAGUGGCAGUGGGCGGACAGGAGGCUAUGGAUUUUGUCGGGGCCGAGCCACAGGCUUUGCUAGCAGCAUGUUUGGCAGUGUGGCUCUGGGGCCCUCGUAUCCAGCCACAUAUGUGCCUGGGGGCAUCCACCAGGUCACUAUCAACAAGAACCUCUUGGCCCCCCUCAAUGUGGAAGUGGACCCCGAGAUCCAGAAGGUGCGCACCCAGGAGCGGGAGCAGAUCAAGGCUCUGAACAACAAGUUUGCCUCCUUCAUUGACAAGGUGCGGUUCCUGGAGCAGCAGAACCAGGUGCUGGAGACCAAGUGGGAGCUGCUGCAGCAGCUGGACCUGAACAACUGUAGGAAGAACCUGGAGCCCAUUUAUGAGGGCCACAUCAGCAGCCUGCGGAAGCAGCUGGAGACCCUGUCUGGGGACAGGGUGAGGCUGGACUCGGAGCUGAGGAACAUGCGGGACGUGGUGGAGGACUACAAGAAGAGGUAUGAAGAGGAAAUAAAUAAGCGUACAACUGCUGAGAAUGAAUUUGUGGUGCUUAAGAAGGAUGUGGAUGCAGCUUACAUGAGCAAGGUGGAGCUUCAGGCCAAGGUGGAUGCGCUGGACGGAGAAAUCAAGUUCUUCAAGUGCCUUUAUGAAGGCGAGAUUGCUCAGAUGCAGUCCCAUAUCAGUGACACAUCUGUCAUCCUCUCCAUGGACAACAACAGGAACCUGGACCUGGACAGCAUCAUCACAGAGGUCCGCGCCCAGUAUGAGGACAUUGCUCUGAAGAGCAAGGCUGAGGCCGAGGCGCUGUACCAGACCAAGUUCCAGGAGCUGCAGCUGGCCGCUGGCCGACAUGGGGAUGACCUCAAACACACCAGGAAUGAGAUCUCAGAGCUGACCCGGGUCAUCCAGAGACUGCGCUCAGAGAUUGAGAGUGUGAAGAAGCAGUGCUCCAACUUGGAGACGGCCAUCGCUGAUGCUGAGCAGAGGGGUGACUGUGCCCUUAAGGAUGCCCGGGCCAAGCUGGAUGAGCUGGAGGGUGCCUUGCAGCAGGCCAAGGAGGAGCUGGCCCGGAUGAUGCGCGAUCACCAGGAGCUCCUGAGCGUGAAGCUGGCCCUAGAUAUUGAGAUCGCCACCUACCGCAAGCUGCUGGAGGGCGAGGAGAGCAGGAUGUCUGGAGAAUAUACCAAUUCCGUGAGCAUUUCUGUCAUCAGCAGCUCCAAUUCUGGGACAGCAGGUGCAGGGGCUGGGUUUGGGCUCAGUGGUCCUGGCACCUAUGGCUACCGGACCAGCUCUGUCAGUGGGGGCUAUAGUGUGCUGCCUGGGGGCUGUGUCACUGGCAGUGGGAAUUGCAGCCCCCGCGGGGAGGUCAAGACCAAGCUGGGCAGUGGAAACGACUUCAAGGAUGCCCCAGGGAAGACCUCAGUUCUGAGCUCACCCACCAAGAAAACCACGAGAUAAAGUGGCAGACUGCCCAGCCUGUUCCCCAGCAUCUGCCCUGCCCAGGUUUUCUCUGGACUCUCUUCUCCAGGAAGUUCCUCUGUCCUGUUGUCACCUUCUCCUUGUUUUUCUUUGUCACCAACAUCUCCUCCUUCUCUUUGAUCUCUCUGCCCUAGUAUUCUUAGUCAGAAUCCUGAUUCUGGGCUGGAGUUGCUUCCCCAUCCUUCUGCCUCCACAGAGACUCCUCAACUCAGCCUCUCUUUCCGGAUGAGGACCUGGCCCUUUCUCUGCCUGCGUGGCCCCUUACAGAGGAAGGUUCUCUCUCAAGAGUGGCACAAUUCUCCUGCUAUGCUCUCCACCCUGUCUCAGGCAGUCAUCCGCCCAGGUGUUCCCUGGACACAGAAGACCUCAGGUGCAUUGAUGCAUAGUCUAGGGAGAAUGGUUUCCUCUUAGACCAGCACCAGCUCAGGACAGGUGCCUGGUCACAGGUGUAUCUGGUAUGGUCACUGCCCAUUAUAGAGUUGAGCGUCCCCUGUGAGGCUGGUCCUACCAACCAAGGGAUCUGGGCUCUCAAUCUGAGUUAUUGUCCCUGUUUAGGUUUCAUCUCCCUGCUUCCUGUAUCCCACCAAUAAACUUU